Linum trigynum is the source of this 2864-nucleotide messenger RNA. Lineage: Eukaryota; Viridiplantae; Streptophyta; Magnoliopsida; Malpighiales; Linaceae. The record is from the annotation of a GenBank genome assembly.
GUUAUACUUUUAAUGUUGUCAUACUUAAAUCUUCUUGUAUAUCCUGUAAAAGAAUAUCCUCUUAUAUACAAUUAUCAGCGGGAAAUAAAAUCAUCUAGCAGAUGGCUGCCUCUCUGCAUGAGGGACCAGCAAUAAGCUUUGAAAUUAAUCAAUUAUAUCCAGAUUCUUCUAUACUGUUUUGAAUGUUUUUUCCCAAGAAGUGGUAUCCAUUUUCCUGAAUCACGUGCUUUGCAUUACUCGACCCGUUGGUUACUUUGCAUUACAGUUCUGCUCCAGAAUUAGUUGGGUUGCUGUGUGAGUUGAAUGAUGCACUGGAACAGCUUGAAACUAGAAUCAACCCAGUUCUAAGCAAGGUACCAAUGUGUCUUUUGUUUACGUUUUAAUCUUUAACUUCUUUGCAUCUGAUAUCAUUGAUUGUGUCCCAGAGAAUAGUUUUCCCCCCUUUCCUUUCACACAUCACCUUUUGAAGCCACCCUGAUUUUGCAUGAAAGUGGGUUAAUGUUAUAAAAAAUUUGUGUUUGUGCAGGCUAAAGAAAGUGGUAUCCCUGUGGACGGUGGACUUCGAUUUUUGGAGGCAAACCAGCUCCUUUUGCUGGCAUAUUGCCAAGCCAUAACAUUCUAUCUUCUUCUCAAGUCUGAAGGUCGCCAAGCUAAUGACCAUCCUGUCAUUGCCCGCCUUGUUGAGCUCAAGGGCUUAUUGGAUAAGGUUUUUCAUCCUUCAUAAAGCUAGACUUGGUUGUUUAUUCAAAUGUCCCACUAAUGAAUGGUGUGUCUGUGAUGCGCAACUUGUGGCCUGUUGCAUUAUAUUGCAUGUCAUAAUCGGUAUGUGAUAGUGUGGGCAUCAGUGUCUUGCUUUGCAACUCAUCCAUAAUCUACAACAGCUGUUCGAAAGUAGUCGAUCCUUUUUAUCAUGUACCAGGCAAAAAACUUAUGCAAUUAAUAAUAUGGAUGCUCCUCACACAACUAGUAUCUUUAUUAGCCAUUUUCUUACAUCCUUGGCGUUUUGUUUUUCUUUGAAAGUCUUUCAGUGAACAUACUUCUGUAAAACAGGCUGAUGUUUGGAAAAACUGGGAGUGAUCAGAUGAAAAGAAUUAGAGCUAUCAGCUAUGCUUAUCCAAUCUGCUAGAAUGUUGGUUGAAUCAACUUUCCUUAAACAUCCCCAUUUGUCCAGUAGAUUUUAAUCUCCUAGCUAUGUCUGCUGUGCUCCAAUAGAUGAAACAACUAGAUGGAAUCAAAGCUAGAGGAGUUUCUCAACGAAAAUAUCAGUCCUGAAGCUCUUGGCAAGUUAAUGAAAAAGGAGGCUGUAUCUUUGUUGGCGGCUGAUCUAGCGACAAAGGAGCAUGAUCUUUCUCUUCUCUCUGCUGAUACACGGGAAGUUGCAGAGGUCGAUCCAAAUUCACAUCUCUCUUUUCCUCCCUGAAUAUUCCAGGUGAUUCAUGCUCAUUUAUGUUAUUAACAAUUGGCAUUCUACCUCUACUAUCUGUACUGCAGUCACAUCAGACAAAUGGGCUGGCGAAUGGAAACUCAUUGAGUGACCAUCCAAGGAAAGGAGUGAAAGAAGGAAGGAAUAAGCGCAAGGUGAAACAUCUUAUUUUUCUUCUCCACUGUUAUCGCAUUGAAACCUCCUUCGUCCAUCUCUGCUCUUUUCAUUUUUGGUCUGAUGAUUUGAUGUCUAUUAAAAUCAACAGAAUGAUAAGGUCUUUUUUUUAUUUUUUGAAUAAAGAUUUCAUUCAUUCAAUCCCGAAAGAGGAAGGGUUUACAGCAAAGGUGCCACAAUAGAAAGGACCGAGAUCCAAUCAGGCGGAAGAGAAAGACAACGAGCAUUACGAGCGACCCAAUCGGCACAUUUGUUCUCACGACGACAGGUGAAAGAAAUAUGAAUCCAUCUACACUGAAGGAGCAACUCUUUCACACGAGAGAGAAGAGCAAAGCACCGCCAUGGCCAGAGUGAUUCAUAACAGAAUGAUAAGGUCGGUGUUGAAAGUACAGAAAUGUUGAGAAUACGAGCCGCCCUGGAGGAAAAACUUAAGCAAAAGGGGGUCUUCAGCUUUGUUUCUCCCGAGGUGGAUAAAGUCAAGAAGAAGAGCAAAAAAGCAAACAGCCACCUCGAAACACGUGAUGAUUUUGAUGAUGAUGCCAUUGAUCUCAAAAAUGGCCACCAUGGAGCAGUUGACAGACCAACAAACUUGUAUUCCAAGAAGCUGAAGGUAAUUUCUGGUGACGAAGAUAUACCCAAGAGAGAUGAUAUUGGGGAGAGGAGGAGGAAACAUGAACUUAGAGUAUUGGCCACUGCUGGAGUAAGAUCCGAGGAUAACGCUGGGGAUGAAGAUGAGUUCGACCACCAGGAACAAGAUGGUGACGCAUGUCCUGAAUCCGAAGAGGAGAGUGAUGCAGAAGAAUACUCGGGAGAUGAGUCUGAAGAAGAAGCUAAUGACGUCAAGGAUGUGGAACCGGGCGCUGCAAAAGCUGAGAAAAGAAAUGCAGCAGCUCCAUCUUUCCCCGAACCAGUUGAUGGAAAACGACUCAUCACGUAUCAGAUGGAGAAGAACAGAGGCCUUACCCGAAAACGAAAGAAGCUGAUUAAAAAUCCGAGGAAGAAAUACAGGGUUAAGCAUCAAAGUGCAGAGAAACGGAGGAAAGGGCAAGUGGUUAGUAUCAAGAAACCGACCGGGCCUUAUGGAGGUGAAGUUUCUGGCAUCAACCCUGGAGUCAGCAGAAGCAUUCGAAUGUGAUAAGUAAAAGAGACGGCAGAGGUGAUUCAGAGACUGCACAUCAUCCAUGCCUGUGCAGGAGCAAACUAUGUAUGUUGAAUUGUUGAUGGCAUGAUCUGCAAUUUUGACUGUUAAUAAUUAAGUAUUAAUUAA